This is a messenger RNA of Anopheles gambiae (African malaria mosquito), 1719 nucleotides long. RefSeq lists its product as uncharacterized. The transcript is spliced from 3 exons. Lineage: Eukaryota; Metazoa; Arthropoda; Insecta; Diptera; Culicidae. The coding region runs from base 1 to 1719 and encodes 572 amino acids. The record is from RefSeq and is a predicted model, not a curated record.
AUGGCAUCCCUGGAGGAGUCUCUCGAACGAUUUUGGAAGCUGGAAGAGUUAAGCGUCAAUGAUUCGUACUCACCUGAUGAGCGGCGAUGCGAAACAUUGUAUAAAGAAACCACUCAGCGCGACGAGUCGGGUCGCUAUAUUGUACGAUUGCCCAAACAGACCGACUUCACGGAAAAGCUUGGCCUGUCUAAAACUACCGCUUUGAGACGCUUCGAGCUGCUGGAGAGGAGGCUAGAACGCAACCCACAGCUCAAGGAAGACUAUCAUGCCUUCAUGAAGGAGUAUUUGGAGCUGGGGCACAUGUCGCUCAUGAACAAAGAUAGUGGGGAUGAACAGGCGUACUACCUACCGCACCAUCCCGUAUUUAAAGCCUCCAGUACCACCACGAAAGACGAGCUGCUUGAUAUUGUGUUGCGAUUCCGCACCUACCAAAUAGCACUUGUGGGAGAUAUAGCGAAAAUGUACCGACAAAUAUUGCUGCAUUCUGAUGAUCGUCGAUUGGUGCGCAUAUUCUUUCGAUUCUCGCCACAAGCUCCGAUCCAAGUAUAUGAGCUCAACACCGUUACAUAUGGACUAGCACCUUCCUCGUUUCUGGCUACACGCACACUUAUCCAACUAGCAGAUGAUGAAGGGACUGAAUAUGCGCUUGCAUCUGCAGCCCUGAAACGAAACUUUUACGUGGACGACUUCAUUGGUGGUGCCAAUAACGUUCGCGAAGCUGUUCAGCUGCGUAAGGAGUUAUCAGCGCUACUUGCCAAAGGUGGGUUUGAGUUGCGCAAGUGGACAUCAAAUAAUCUGAGCGUGCUCUCCGGCUUAAGCACCGAGUAUAUCGGCACACACUCAUCGCUGCAUUUUAUACCCAACGAGACGGUCAAAGCACUCGGCAUCUCGUGGAAGCCUGAAUCGGAUGAGCUGUGUUUUGAAUCCAACACUGAGGCUGAUGAAGCCACGUCGACCAAGCGAUCUAUUUUGUCGAGCAUUGCCAAAAUGUACGAUCCGCUCGGAUUGAUAGCACCGGUGAUCGUGCGUGCUAAGAUGCUGAUGCAGGAGCUAUGGCUACUCAAAUCCGGCUGGGAUGAACCUGUUCCUAAUCACAUCUGUAAAAAAUGGAAGGCGAUUCAGAGCGACUGGAAAACGUUAUCCGAGUACAGGACUAACCGUUACGCUCUCUUACCAGAUGCAACAGUAGAAUUUCACACAUUUACCGAUGCUUCGGAGGCCGCCUACGGAGCAUGUGUGUACGCUCGUUGUGAAAGCGCGGCGGGAGAAGUCCGCAUCAGCCUAUUAGCUUCGAAGUCUCGAGUGGCACCACUGAAGCGCGUCACGUUGCCGAGGCUUGAACUAAGCGCAGCUGUCCUGGGCGCCCAUCUGCAUCAUCGCGUCAAGGAGGCAAUGCAGAUCGUGUGCGCCGAAUCGUUUUUCUGGUCCGACUCAACAGUGACGCUAAAAUGGAUUGCGUCACCUCCCAACUCCUGGAAGACGUUCGUGGCAAAUCGAGUAGCUGAGGUGCAACACUACUCUCAUCCAAGGCAAUGGAGGCACGUUCCUGGCACAUCCAAUCCUGCUGACUUGGUUUCCCGAGGCAUGUCGGCAGCACACUUCACGCAGAAUCAGCUUUGGAAUAACGGUCCAGAUUGGCUUGUGCAACCUUCGUCCCAUUGGCCCAGCUCAGAUCCAGAACCAAGCGAUGAGGCGGACCUAGAAACACGCCAGAUAUGA